UAUAUAUCAAACUUCACUAUUACAUAUUAAUACGGAUUGCAUUAAAAAUCCAGAUUUGUUUUAUUUGAUACAAUUGAUUGACAUAUAUUAAACUAUGACAAAUUGUAUGUACAAAAGAAAUAUAGAGUUAUAUGAAGAACCAACUACUUACAAAUAUGAUUAUGUACAUCAUCCGUUGAGUUUAACAGAGAAAACUUCCGCAACAGUACAUGUUAUCAGUCCAUUAAAGGAUGCAAAAUAUUUAGACUUAUCAAAACAGACAGUUAGAGCCCAUGAUACUUUACAAUGCUUAAGCUAUGAUAAGCAAAUACCAUUUAAUACUCUUUGGGAAUCUAAAGAUACAAUAAGUAUUUCUGUAAAGCCAUCAAUUAGACACAAAAUUCUUGGAGAUCAUGGGUAUCAAGAGGUAAUAAGAUCUAGGCCACGUGUGUAUAUGACUCCAGGUAUAAGUCUUGAUGAUAUACAAAAUUCUAAGACAAGAAAACUAUUGGUUGAUUUUACAUAUAUGACAACAUCAAAUCAUGCUUCUAAGGAUGUUUGGGGUGAUUUUGAACCAAAACAUCCAUGUCAUACUGAAAUAAAUGUAGAAGAAAUAUGUAAAGAAAGUAUGCAAAAACCAUUGUGUAUUUUAUCAGCACGGUUUCCAAACGAAGCUGACAAAUGGGAUAAAUUGCAAGAUCGUUUAUUUUCUAUGAGUACUACGUCAACUUUGAAUAAUAUUAAAUCCAAAAUUGAUCCUAUACAUAGUAACUCAGAAAGUAAACAUUUAGAAACAGAACCAAGUAGUGAACGAUUGGAAGUGAAAAGAUUGUUAGAAAAAGAUAAAUUGCGUAUAGCUUAUGAUAAGUUAUCUCUGACAUAUGGUGGUUAUAGACCAUGCGUAGGUUUAGGUAUUCCUUUAGAGAAAAAAGUAUUUCCAAUUGUUCAUCCAGAUUUAUCUAUAUCACAGGCACUUCAUCGGUAUGUAUAUUUUAUAUAUUUUAUUAAAAUAGCACAUAUUUAAUUAUAAUCUAAUGUUUUAUAUAAUGAAUAUAAUCUC
Molecule: messenger RNA, 1039 nt
Organism: Vespa crabro (European hornet)
Lineage: Eukaryota; Metazoa; Arthropoda; Insecta; Hymenoptera; Vespidae
Exons: 5
Coding region: 95-1003 (302 amino acids)
Source: RefSeq, a predicted model, not a curated record